This is a messenger RNA of Enterospora canceri, 1113 nucleotides long. Lineage: Eukaryota; Fungi; Microsporidia; Enterocytozoonidae. The record is from the annotation of a GenBank genome assembly.
AUGUUUCUAUUGAUUCAAAUCAGUUCAGUGUUCUGUAGUGGAUUCGAUGGAAUUAUGGAUUCAAUAAGACGGUAUGGUACUGAUCGUGCAAUGUGUAGGGCAAGAGAGUGUGGGCCAUCACCAAGAAGGUGCUACCCAAUUCCACGACCGUGUGUACCAAAUCCAUGUAGGCCAAUUCCACUUCCAUGUCCAUCUCGUUUAACGAAUCUUGUGAAAUUAGUUGGUGAUACUGGAGUAUGCAGGCGUAAAAGAAGGCAUAGUCCAAUUCGUCGACCAAUUGUAAAGAGACCUUGUUAUAGGCCAGUACAUCCAUGCAAGCCAUGUAAACCAUGCAAGCCAAAGAGUUCAAGUAGCUCAAGCAGUUCGAGCAAAACAUCCAAAUCAACCAGCACAUCUAAGAGCAGCUGCACUUCAAAAUCUUCAAAGUCAUCAAAAUCUUCAAAGUCAUCAAAAUCAUCAGAGUCAAAUCACAGCAGCAGUUCAUCAAAGAACAAUAGCUCAUCAAGAACUAAGAUACAAAUUGUAGGAAAACCAAAGCCACUUAAGAAUGGAUGUGUACAGCUGUGUAUUGAGAUAAAGAGCAUGAAUCUGAGAAAAGACCUGAAGAAACUGAUAUUCCACGUAGACUACGUAAACAGUAAGGGAAAGAGAGUAAAGACGAAGGUGAUUCCAAAGAAGUUGAUUGCCGAGAAAUAUGGAUCAAUCAAAGUGGCACUAUCCCUACCAAANAGUUCAUCAAAGAACAAUAGCUCAUCAAGAACUAAGAUACAAAUUGUAGGAAAACCAAAGCCACUUAAGAAUGGAUGUGUACAGCUGUGUAUUGAGAUAAAGAGCAUGAAUCUGAGAAAAGACCUGAAGAAACUGAUAUUCCACGUAGACUACGUAAACAGUAAGGGAAAGAGAGUAAAGACGAAGGUGAUUCCAAAGAAGUUGAUUGCCGAGAAAUAUGGAUCAAUCAAAGUGGCACUAUCCCUACCAAAAAUCAACUUCAAGCACUUCAUUGUUUUGGGAAGAUCAAAAAAGAGUGGGAAAAUUAAGGUCAAAUCGAACAAAAUGCUCUUGCAUCAGCCUGACCUGGAACCAGUUAAAACCAAGAAGGUCAAAGUGGACUGA